GCUCUCGGCUCCUUUGCGGCGGGUCGGUUCCUGCUUUUGGUUUCGGCAGGAGGGGAACUGCAUCCGGGGCGAGGCUUCGCCUAUUGUCUGGGUUACGGAGGCGGCCUGUGGGACGCCGCGCAGCCUCUCCCUCUUCAGCGCGGGGUUGCCGCCUAGAGGGGAGCCUGCCGGGCUUGGGGCUGAGGGCUGCCUCCUCAUGUGCCCGCGAGCGUCUGCUCGGCUCCAUGGAUCGCAGCUCGAAGAGGCGGCAGGUGAAGCCCCUGGCAGCUUCCCUGCUGGAAGUUUUAGAUUAUGACAGUUCAGAUGACAGUGACUUUAAGGUUGGAGAUGCUUCAGAUUCUGAAGGCAGUGGACAUGGCAGUGAAGAUGGAUCAAAGGAUAGCGGCGAAGGCUCCUGUAGUGAUUCAGAAGAACAUAUCUUGGAGGAAGAGCUGGCAGAAGAAGAAAAAGUAGAGGAAGAACAACCUAAAAGCUCAGGUGGAGAAGAGCUGCCCAUAACGGAGAAAGAGGUGAUUAAAACUGAGAAAGAGGAGGAGGAGGAGGAGCUGGUGGAUGGAGAAGAGAAGCCUAGAAAGAAAAAAGAGAAAGAGAAACUCUCAGAAGCGGAUGCUGGCAUAGAUGAGCAGACAAACGAACCCAAAAAAUGGAAUUUGCGAAGAAACCGCCCUUUGCUAGAUUUUGUUUCCAUGGAGGAGCUGAAUGACAUAGAUGACUAUGACAGUGAAGAUGACAAUGACUGGCGUCCAACUGCUGGGAGGAGGAAGGGGAAAAACACACUACGUAAAGAGGGAAGUGAUGCAGAUAACGAGGAUGAUGAAGAUGAUGGGAGCGGGAGUGAGGAUGACAAUGAAGAGGAAGGCAAUGAGGAAGAGGAGGAGGAGGAGGAGGAGGAGGAGGAUAACAGCAGUGCUGCUAGUGAUGCCGGAUCCAAGAAGAAAAAAGCGAAAGCUCUUAGCAGAAAUAGUGCUGAUGAGGAGGAGCUGACAAAUGAUAGCCUGGCCCUUUCACAAAGCAAGAGCAAUGAGGACUCGCUGAUUCUUGAGAAAUCUCAGAAUUGGAGCUCUCAGAAAAUGGACCAUAUUAUGAUUUGCUGUGUUUGUCUUGGGGAUAAUAGUGAAGAUGCUGAUGAAAUAAUCCAGUGCGACAAUUGUGGAAUAACAGUGCAUGAAGGUUGUUAUGGUGUUGACGGCGAAAGUGAUUCUAUUAUGAGCUCCGCUUCAGAAAACUCCACUGAACCAUGGUUCUGUGAUGCCUGCAAAUGUGGUGUUUCUCCGAGCUGUGAACUCUGCCCCAACCAAGAUGGAAUCUUCAAGGAGACGGAUGCUGGCAGAUGGGUCCACAUUGUUUGUGCACUCUAUGUUCCAGGAGUAGCAUUUGGAGAUAUUGACAAACUGCGUCCGGUUACUCUCACAGAAAUGAACUAUUCCAAAUAUGGUGCUAAGGAAUGCAGUUUUUGUGAAGAUCCUCGUUUUGCCAGAACUGGCGUUUGCAUUAGUUGUGAUGCUGGGAUGUGCCGAGCAUAUUUCCACGUGACUUGCGCUCAGAAGGAAGGCCUGUUGUCAGAAGCAGCAGCUGAAGAGGAUAUUGCAGAUCCCUUUUUUGCUUACUGCAAGCAACAUGCAGACAGGAUGGAUAGAAAGUGGAAGCGCAAGAACUAUUUGGCUUUGCAAUCUUAUUGCAAAAUGUCUUUGCAGGAGAGAGAGAAACAACUGUCACCAGAAGCUCAGGCCCGAAUUAAUGCCAGGCUACAGCAGUAUCGUGCUAAGUCAGAAAUAGCACGUACCACGAGGCCGCAGGCGUGGGUACCAAGGGAAAAACUGCCACGGCCACUCACUAGCAGCGCUUCAGCAAUACGUAAGCUGAUGCGCAAAGCAGAAUUAAUGGGAAUUAGCACAGACAUCUUUCCAGUGGAUACUUCAGAUACCAGUUCCAGUGUGGAUGGAAGAAGAAAACACAAACAGCCAGCCCUGACCGCUGAUUUUGUCAAUUACUAUUUUGAGAGAAACAUGCGCAUGAUCCAGAUCCAAGAAAACAUGGCAGAACAGAAGAAAAUUAAGGAUAAGCUGGAGAACGAACAGGAAAAACUUCAUGUAGAAUAUAACAAGUUGUGCGAGUCUUUAGAAGAACUUCAGAACGUGAAUGCAAAGCUACGAAACGAAGGACAAGGAAUAUGGGCUGUGCUUGGUAGAAUAAUUGGGCAGAAAUUGAACAUACCAGCAAUUUUGCGAGCACCCAAGGAAAGAAAACCGAGUAAAAAAGAGGGUGGAACCCAGAAGACUACAGCCCUCCCUGCAGUUCUCUAUAGUUGUGGGAUUUGCAAGAAGAACCAUGAUCAACACCUCCUUUUGCUGUGUGAUACUUGUAAACUCCAUUAUCAUCUUGGAUGUCUGGACCCUCCACUUUCAAGGAUGCCAAGGAAGACUAAAAACAGUUACUGGCAGUGUUCAGAGUGCGACCAAGCAGGUAGCAGUGACAUGGAAGCCGACAUUGCCAUGGAAACUUUACCAGAUGGAACUAAGCGAUCAAGGAGACAGAUUAAGGAGCCAGUGAAAUUUGUUCCACAGGAUGUACCCCCAGAACCAAAGAAGAUUCCUAUCAGAAACACGAGAACUCGAGGACGAAAACGAAGCUACAUUCCUGAAGAAGAAAAACCUGAGGAACGUAUUCCUAGAGAAAGAAGACAAAGACAGUCUGUAGUACAAAAGAAGCCUAAGUCUGAAGAUUUAAGAACCGAAUGUGCCACAUGUAAGGGAACUGGGGAUAAUGAAAAUCUAGUCAGGUGCGAUGAAUGCAGGCUGUGCUAUCAUUUUGGCUGUUUGGACCCUCCCUUGAAAAAGUCUCCAAAACAAACUGGUUAUGGGUGGAUUUGUCAAGAGUGUGACUCUACAUCCUCCAAAGGUGAAGUGGAUGGAAUGAAACACAAGUAUCAGGACUCCGAGCCGUCAAAUGAGGUGGUAUCAGAGGCCUCAACUAGUGUUGUACCCUCUACCUCAAGAAGUAGCUCUGAACAGCUGGUAUCGGUGGCACAGACAUAUCCAGAAGAGGAGGAUGAAAAUGAAGCAGAGGAAAAUUCACCUCAAGAGUCAAACAUGGAGCAGAAAAAUUCCAAAAAAUAGAAAUUUAUUUCCUCUUGGAAAUAUUUUCAAGUCGUGCCACAGUGAUUAAAGUGUCCGAUUGUAAAAAUUACAGAAUGUUGUCAAUAAAUGACACAGGGAAAUAAAAUAUACAUUGCACUGGGGAAUUGUUUAAUUGGGUCUUGGUGACGUUUAUGGUUAUUUGAAAACAUGAAUUUUCAGCACAAGGGCGGGAGGACUAUUAAGUGUAUAAAAGCUUUGGAGUUACGAACGGAAGAGCAGAGUUCUCAUUACUGUUAUUUUUUGCUAUGCAAAGUUGUUGAAAUCUUCAUUGCAUUAUUUAAUGUAACUCCUGAAAGGCCAAAUAUCCCUCAGCAUUGAUGCAUGGCUUUGCUACUUAGGAAUUUGAAUAAGUAUGUAAUUACAAAACAUACAGAAAUAUAUGAACUAAAAUUAAUAAAUAGGGAGGGCAACCAGUUUCUCUGGAUUGUGAAAAAAAAAACUUGGCAAAAUCCGUGUAUCUUUUGAUCCAUUCCAAAUACUUGGCAUUUACAUAGCAUGAACCAGAUUCUCCACUGUCAAUUAUCUGCUCUUACGUGGAGUGUUGCAGCUUCCCCGUUCUUCCUUUCAUGAUCUACCUAGCAUUUAUUUAUCCCUUAGCUUAGAAAAUGUUUCAUUUGAUCUAUCCUUACUUUAUAUAAGGAAACCUGAUCUGCAAAGCACUCUUUUUUGUGUGUAGCUUUGAGUUUUUUAGUAGGGCUGUACCUGAAUGUUAACAAAUUUUAAUUGAUUGUCAGAUUUUUAGUUUACUUUAAUCUAUUGAUUAAAUUUGCAUAUUCAUAA
This is a messenger RNA of Lacerta agilis (Sand lizard), 3917 nucleotides long. It is a transcript of the gene PHF14, whose product is annotated as PHD finger protein 14. Lineage: Eukaryota; Metazoa; Chordata; Lepidosauria; Squamata; Lacertidae. Bases 225 to 3116 code for a protein of 963 amino acids. The transcript has 20 exons. Gene Ontology annotation, biological process: regulation of transcription by RNA polymerase II. The record is from RefSeq and is a predicted model, not a curated record.